AGAUACGACCCUUCGAUCGUUGCAGCCGUGAUCUCCAUGAUCUGUUUCCUCGUCUCGACUUGUGUCCAUAUUUUCCAAGCUAGCAAAUAUCGAACUUACUACUUCAUACCUUUCAUCGUUGGGGGACUGUUGGACACGACCGGGUUUCUAGGACGAAUUCUAGCCCACAGUCACCCAUACGACCUCAAUAUCUAUGUUGUGCAGACAAUCUUCAUCCUCCUGGCUCCGGCUCUGUUCGCUGCCAGUAUCUACAUGACUCUGGAACGUAUAAUCCUGUUUACCAGAGGGGAGAAGAUCGCGCCAAUUCCGGCUAGAUGGCUCAGCAAAAUAUUUGUCUGUGGUGAUGCCAUUUUGCUGAUGGUACAAGCUGCAGGUGGUGGACUGAUGGUCACCAAGAGCAUGCUCCUCGGCGAACAUCUCGUCGUCACAGGUCUUCUGCUCCAAAUUAUCUGUUUCGGAAUCUUUGUCGUGACAAGUGGCAUCUUCCAUUAUCGUAUGGUCCGCUUACCCUUUGCCAUAUCGCCUGAUCCGAAUUGGCAAAAGUUCAUGUAUACUCUGUAUGUUGCCAGCAGCCUCAUCUUCAUCCGCUCAAUCUUCCGAGUCAUCGAGUUCUUGGGAGGGAACGAUGGAGUUCUGAUGAGGCAUGAGAUUUCUCUGUAUAUCGUUGACGGAGUCAUGAUGUUGGCUGUCAUGGCUUCGUUCAAUGCUUUCCAUCCAGGCAAA
Mollisia scopiformis is the source of this 723-nucleotide messenger RNA. Its product is annotated as RTA1 like protein. The record is from RefSeq and is a predicted model, not a curated record. Gene Ontology annotation, cellular component: membrane. The transcript has 3 exons. The annotation marks the transcript as partial. NCBI's taxonomy places the organism in Eukaryota, Fungi, Ascomycota, Leotiomycetes, Helotiales, Mollisiaceae.